GCCGCUCCCCCCGGCGAGCUAGCAUGAAAUCUCCCUGCCUCUGCCGAGAUCAAAUGGAGCUCCUCGUUCAGGGGGUGCGGGUAUUACCUCCGCCAUGCAAUUUCCACUAUCAAUAAUUUAACUUCUUUGCUGCAGAACAGAAGAAGUACAUACCGGGCACCAAAGACUCCCCCCUACCCCUUCUUUUUAACCAAAGGAAUCGUGAAAAAAAUAAUAGAGUCUGGGAGUUUCGGGGCCGAAGUCUUCCCCAGAGCAGCUGCCUUGAUGUUUACUUUGACAAGUAGUGACUGAAAAGUUCCACCAGGUGAGAAGAGUGAUGACCAUCCUUUUCCUUACUAUGGUUAUUUCAUACUUCGGUUGCAUGAAGGCUGCCCCCAUGAAAGAAGCAAACGUCCGAGGACAAGGCAGCUUGGCCUACCCAGGUGUGCGGACCCACGGGACUCUGGAGAGCGUGAAUGGGCCCAAGGCAGGUUCAAGAGGCCUGACGUCGCUGGCUGACACUUUCGAGCACGUGAUCGAAGAGCUGUUGGACGAGGACCAGAAAGUUCGGCCGAACGAGGAAAGCAGCAAGGACGCGGACCUGUACACGUCCCGGGUUAUGCUCAGCAGUCAAGUGCCUUUGGAGCCCCCUCUUCUCUUUCUGCUGGAGGAAUACAAAAAUUACCUGGAUGCUGCAAACAUGUCCAUGAGGGUCCGGCGCCACUCGGACCCCGCCCGCCGCGGGGAGCUGAGCGUGUGCGACAGCAUCAGCGAGUGGGUGACGGCAGCGGAUAAGAAGACUGCCGUGGACAUGUCGGGCGGGACGGUCACGGUCCUUGAAAAAGUCCCCGUCUCCAAAGGCCAGCUGAAGCAGUACUUCUACGAGACCAAGUGCAAUCCCAUGGGUUACACAAAGGAGGGCUGCCGGGGCAUAGACAAGAGGCACUGGAACUCCCAGUGCCGAACUACCCAGUCGUACGUGCGGGCCCUCACCAUGGAUAGCAAAAAGAGAAUUGGCUGGCGGUUCAUAAGGAUAGACACUUCCUGUGUGUGUACACUGACCAUUAAGAGGGGAAGAUAGUGGCUUUAUGUUGUAUAGAUUCUAUUGAGACAAAAAUUAUCUAUUUGUAUAUAGACAUAACAGGGUAAAUUAUUCAGUUAAGAAAAAAAAAUAAUUUUAUGAACUGCAUGUAUAAAUGAAGUUUAUACAGUCCAGUGGCUCUACAAUCUAUUUAUUGGACAUUUCCAUGACCAGAAGGGAAACAGUCAUUUCUUUCUUCCUUUCUUUCUUUCUUUCAUUCUUUCUUUUUUCUUUCUUUCUUUUUUUUUUUUUUUUUUUUUUGCGCACAACUUUAAAACGUCUGCAUUACAUUCCUCGAAAAUGUUGUGGUUUGUUGCCGUUGCCAAGAAUUGAAAAACGUUUAAAAAAAAAGUUUAAAAAAUACUACUAAUAAAUUGCAUGCUGCUUUCAUUGUGAAUUGAUAACAAACUGUCCUCUUUCAGAAAACAGACAAAAAAAAAAAAAGAAAGGAAAAAAAGUCUAACAAAAAUUUGAACCAAAACAUUCCGUUUACAUUUUA
Camelus dromedarius (Arabian camel) is the source of this 1559-nucleotide messenger RNA. RefSeq names its product brain derived neurotrophic factor (gene BDNF). Gene Ontology annotation, molecular function: growth factor activity; nerve growth factor receptor binding. Gene Ontology annotation, biological process: peripheral nervous system development; positive regulation of peptidyl-serine phosphorylation; cell surface receptor protein tyrosine kinase signaling pathway. Gene Ontology annotation, cellular component: dendrite; synaptic vesicle; axon. Bases 317 to 1060 code for a protein of 247 amino acids. The record is from RefSeq and is a predicted model, not a curated record. NCBI's taxonomy places the organism in Eukaryota, Metazoa, Chordata, Mammalia, Artiodactyla, Camelidae. The transcript is spliced from 2 exons.